Rana temporaria (common frog) is the source of this 2659-nucleotide messenger RNA. RefSeq names its product HERV-H LTR-associating 2 (gene HHLA2). Lineage: Eukaryota; Metazoa; Chordata; Amphibia; Anura; Ranidae. The transcript has 7 exons. The coding region runs from base 652 to 2028 and encodes 458 amino acids. The record is from RefSeq and is a predicted model, not a curated record. Gene Ontology annotation, biological process: cell surface receptor signaling pathway; positive regulation of T cell proliferation; immune response. Gene Ontology annotation, cellular component: external side of plasma membrane.
GCUGCAAUAAUGUGGUAAGCUUGAAAUAAAUAUGCAGCAAGUGAUAAUUUUUUGUUUGGGGGUAACAGUUGCUGUAAAUGUUGAAGCCAAGUCAACCAGCAUGUUGAGAAGGAGAGGAGAGAGGUCAGUAAUGUCUCCAAAUGGCUUCCAUAUUUCUCUUGUGACAGGCUUUUGUGCAUCUAUACAUUUAUUUUUCCUUUGUCCGUUACAAUAAAUUGAUACUUUUAUUUUUUGAGUUUUAUUUUGUCUCCCUAUAGUUCUUUAAUAAUAUAGUGUGCCAGAUUUGUACAGAAACACUUGUGUAUAAAUAUAUAUCACCUAUAUCUUAUUUAAUGCAAGGCAUAUUCUGGUCGUCUUUACGUUGGGGAAUAAUGCACUGCUGCCACAGUGAUUUUACAGAGCACAGAGUAAUUCCUGUGGAAUUUUUAGAGAGCCGUACACACUGUGACACAUCUGACUGAACUGUGAUUUAUCAAAGUCCAAAGAUCUUUAAGUCAAGCAAACAUGUAAAACUUUUGACAACUAGGAGAGCAUAAAAAGGUUGGGAUGGUGCUACGAUUUAAGGAUGCAAUCGCUCUGUUUUAUAGCUUCAAACCCUAAACAGCGUCAAUCUUUUUGUUAUGAAUAAAUGGAGGUGUGGCCUCACCUACAAUGAAACUUUUAAUAUUGCUUCAAAUUUUCAGGCUUUUCUUAUUUGUUCAUGGUACCAUUGACGUUGUAGGUGAAUUAAAUGGAGUUGUUAUUUUACCUUGUUCCUUUACUCCUGGAAAAGAUGAAGUAAUUCACUGGACUAUUAAUGAAAAUCAGAAUGUGCAUAGAUAUUAUUAUGGCAAAGACGUAUUAAAAGAUCAAGUCAAAAGCUAUGCAGGACGAACCUCACUGUUCUUAGAUCAAAUCAAGAAUGGAAAUGCCUCACUCCAGCUAAAGAAGCUACAGAAAAGUGAUGAAAAGAAAUACUCCUGUUAUGUGUCGACAAUGGAAAAUAAACUCUCCAAAGUGAUACUAGAAGUGCUACUAAAAGUUAAAGCUGCAGUUUGGGGUGAGAUACAUAAAAAUGUCACCAUACCAUGUUCCUUUAAUCCGGGGGAGGAGGUUGUCAUUCACUGGUGGAUCACAAGUGAUGCAUCUCGAAUAGUGCACAAGUACUAUCGAGGUCAGGACAGAUUGGAGGAACAGGAAAAAAGCUACAAAGGACGAACUUCAUUGAUCCUAAGUGAACUGACAAAUGGAAAUGCUUCCCUUCAAAUAAGAGAGUUGCAAGAUGGUGAUGAAAACACGUAUUCCUGCUAUGUAGGAACAAAUAAAGGAAAAAAUGAAGAAAGCGUGAAAUUAAAUGUUGCAGACUUUGGACAUGCAAUCGAAUAUACACUAGACCACAAUGUGCCAAAUCUGAAGUGCUAUGCAAGUCGUGCCUAUCUUGCUGAUACUGUCACUAUAGAAUGGUAUGAGGAGAACCACAAAAUACAGGAAAACAACAGCAACCCUGGUUUAUGUUCUUCCUGUAAUCUAACAAAAAAAACUAACUCCUACAAAUGCAUUAUAAGACAUUCUGUGGUGGAAAACACCUGGACCGGCAUGUGGCAAACAAAUGCAACCGAACAGAACAAUGUUGAAUGCUCAUGCAGGUAUUGUAAAACUGUGAAUGCUGAAAUGUCAGCUAGGUUGUAUUUAAGAAAAAAUACAACAGAGGUCCCUGUGGCAUCAGUGAAUAAUUCCUUACUUGUAAUUGCGGAAGAUUAUAGAAGCAAAGUACAAACAUUGGAAAAAUGCAGGCUGUGCUUAAUAAAUCUCACUGCUAAUGAUAAUGGAGACUAUAUUUGUGAGAUCAGGACUUUAGAUGGAUAUUUUAUAUCUUUGACCUCUGUUAAUAUCACAAAUGCAAACGAAAACCACCAAAGGAAUCGUUGGAUGGUAUUGACGGUAUUGCUGUCUUUGCUUUGUUUUGUAUUGUUUCUUGUUUUUGGGAAACGAAAAUCACUUUCAAGCAGGGGCGUGCAGUCAGGGGAGGCAGGAACAGAAGAGCUAUGAGCAUAAAAAAAUAAAAAACGAUCGACUUGAAGGGUAAUUUUUAAAUAAAAAAAAAAGACUGUAAUAUCACUUUAAGUCGACAACUCGGUGGACUCAAACGUUGAAAAUCUUUAUUAGCUACAUAAGUACAUUCAGUAAAACAAUGCUAACGCAUUUUGGCCAUUGUGGCCUUACUCAUAGCAUAAUAAAACACAAAAUGAUCACAACUUUUAUGGGUUCCAGCAUCUACUGCCCAACCAAUUAAAGAGGCGGAACCCAAUAAUUAAAAUCAUUAGUGAAAUCACCAAAAGGAAAGCACUUAACCAAUGAUGGUAAAUCUAUAUAAAUUCCAAAAAUAUAUCUGGGAGAGGGGGAGGCAUGCACCACAUUCUACUACAGCGAGUGGAUACACACCUUGAACACCAGUUCACUUUCCGGUCUGAACCAUAGAUGGACUUAUUUUUGAAAUAAUAUUCUGUUAGGACAAUGAUGUGUAUUAUUGUAUCUAUUUAAAUAUAAUUAUUGGGUUCCGUCUCCUUUAUUGGUUAGGCAGUAGAUGCUGGAACCCAUAAAAGUUGUGAUCAUUUUGAGUAAGGUCACACCAGCCGAAAUGCAUUAUAUUCAUUUUACUGGAUGUACAGUACUUAUGUAG